Cyphomyrmex costatus is the source of this 2723-nucleotide messenger RNA. RefSeq lists its product as uncharacterized. Bases 133 to 2688 code for a protein of 851 amino acids. The transcript has 4 exons. The record is from RefSeq and is a predicted model, not a curated record. NCBI's taxonomy places the organism in Eukaryota, Metazoa, Arthropoda, Insecta, Hymenoptera, Formicidae.
UUUAAUACAUGUUAAAUUAAUCAAAUACAUGGAGAUAUGAAUUCUAAUUGCAGUCCCAUAGCAAGACUUUUAUAAUUGCGUGAUAUUGAAAAAUUAUUUCGUAAGGUUGCUUUAAUCCAAUUUCGCUAAAGCAUGACGGAACCGGAGAGUCAAACCGAGGAUGAGACGGAGGCCAGUGAUACUUUUGGGGAGUCUGGUACGGAAAGUGUGACAAGCGAUGGUCGAAUACCUUCGAAAUAUCACAGCAUUAAAGAUGAAACGAAUGAAGACACUAAGAAGAAGAGACCUUGGAUGGACAAGGGGUUUACUAGCGAAAUGAAAUCAUUAGAGUCGAAUCCGGAGGAGAAAAGCAAGUGGAAAACGUCUGAUAUCACGAGACUGUCUGACACGGAAACUAUCAAGUGCUUUCCGCUCGACGAUUUUCAGCUUGAACAUCAGGCUAGAACGACCGUUGAAUUAGAUCCAUGUAGAAGGACACGAAUCUGGAGAAGCAUGAAGACGAGACAGCCGACAGCGAUACAUCGGAGGAUGCCGAGAAACGGAAGCGGAAUAUUAUGGCCGAGUGUACCGCCGCUCUUUGCACGAGACGAGGUUAUCGGGCUGGAGAUGGACUGGGAAAAGGAAAGACGAAGAGACGUUUUCCCUUAUGACUCGGACGGUGACAAGGACGAAUUUCUUCGAGAUCAGCAGAGAAGCGACUUCGCCAAUCUCAAGGAGCUAGGCCACGUACGUGUGCCGGUGUCGUAUUCGGAAGCGAAGUUGAAAUUAUCCGUGGAUCGCUCGAUCGGCGAACGUCCCGGUUUGGUAAACGGUGACUACGUCUUCGUGGAGCUGCCGUCCAACCGUGUUUACGCCAAUGUGAUUCUUCGCGGGAUGAAGGGUAUGCAUCUGGUGGAAAUUACCACGUUGCGGGAGCGCAGGAAUACUUGGAAGUUCUGUUUCUAUCAAGCGGUCGUGGCGUUAUUAGCGAAAACUCAGCUCAGAUACAAAUACGCGUGGAGCGCUAAUAUCGAUUACAUCUACGAUCACGCCUGGAUGCUCUUCACCCACAUCGGCUCGAUCAACGUGAAGCCGCGGCAGCGUCUGGACGAUAUCGUUGUGUACAAUUACAAAUACAGCGUCGAGGUAGAACUGAUCGGGGAGAUGAAAGAUGUCGUGGCGCAAUUCGUCGACAACUGGUACAAAGAGAGUGGUCUGAGGCCACCGAUUACGUUAAGUAGGAGGGAUCCCCUGAAGGUCGAGGUGGAACUCGGCUGUCAUAAGGUGACGGAUUCGAAUUAUAUGCCCGUGCACGAGGACGAGCUGCCGAAACAGCUCGAGCAGUGGCUCGACGAAACGAUCACGGGCUACCGUGACUAUAUAUUGCGCACGGCCAGGUUCUCCCUGGCCUUCUGGCAGGACGGUCUGUUCUGGUAUCUGUACAACCCCUACCAGUGCGAUCAGUACGGCUUCUGGAAAGACGGCGGUUACGCCUGCAUCGUGAAGCUCUGUUCCAAGGACUCGUUACGGCGGCACCUGAUGAUCCUCAUGCUGAGAGCCCACGCCUACGAGGAGCAGAAGUCGCGAUUCGAUUAUCAAUCCGACUACGAGGAUGAGGGGAACGUUUACAUCGACGUCGAGCUCUUCCACGUGUCUUUCCGCCGCUGUCAGCUGGACAAUCUGAAGCUGCUGCAGCGCGGACCGUCGAGACGACCGCGACGCGCCGACGAGUGUCCGUCGGACACGCUCGAGAUCGAGGAUCAAGAGGACGAGCCCGAUCGAGAGGAGGACGAGGUGGGCGAGCCGAGGGAGCCGAGGGAGAGAGCCGCGUGGUUGAAGCGUUAUCGAGCGACGACCUGGGGCAAGUGCGCGAACCGGAAGAGGCCAGACUCGACCGAGGUGACCGCCGCCGCCGCCGGGAAAGCGAGAUGGCAUCAGUACUACGUCGAAGAGCCAAACAGACUGUUCUCCCUGUGGGGCGAGGUACACAUUACCGACGACACGUUCGACGAGGCGAACCGCGGCAUGCAGACGUACGCCUGUUACGUAGUGUGCGCCGGCAUGACCAGGAUCAUGGCGCCGGAAUACUGGACCUCGAGGACCCUCGACGCGAUCGUCGUGUGCGGGGAUCGUUAUUACACGCGCAGCAGGCACGAGCUCGAGUCUACCAGCGACGGGGGUGCUGCUGGUUACUCGUUCAAGCACCUCGCCGGAUGCUUCGACAUCGGCGAGAUCCUGUUCGAGGCGCGGAUGCUGCCGGCCGUCACCGGCAGAUUGUACGCCGAGUCGGACGAGUGCCUGUGGAGGUGCCUGGAGCGAGUGUUCACGAGGUAUCACUUCGCCGCCCUGACGUGCGAGAACGCCUGUCUCGGCCUCUUCAAGUUCUGCGGCGCUUACUACGCGUGCGACGUCAACUCGUACGGUCCGCCGCUCUUCCGACACGGCCACGGCGCCGCGUAUCUGCUCAGAGCCACGUCCUUUCGCAAAUUCCUGACGGUGCUCGUGCUGAUCGUCGGCUCACCGGAACGCAACCGAUUCACCCUGAACCCCAUCGAGAUUCUCAGGAUCGUCGAGGUGGACUCCGCGCUCCUCGAUCCACGUGGUAAGCCGCGCGACAAGAAGCAGCGUCGUUUCGGGCGAUUCGCGGGGAAAGUAGCGGGAAAGUUGUCGAGAUUCGCGUUCGAUGGGCAAAAGAAGAGAAGAGAAUGAAUAAGUAGAAAAUCCGAAUGCGAUGUAUAUGAUUA